ACAGGUUUUGCCAUGUUGGCCAGGCUGGUCUCCAACUCCUGACCUCAAGUGAUCUGCCUGCCUCAGCCUCCCAAAGUGCUAGGAUUACAGGCAUGAGCCACUGCGCCCAGCCAUUUUUUUUUUUCUUUUUUCUGAGACGGUCUCCUUCUGCUGCUCAGGCUGGAUGGAGUACAGUGGCGACAUCAUGGCUCACUGCAGCCUCCACCUCCCAUGCUCAAGAGAUCCUCCCACCUCAGCCUCUUAGGUAGCUGCGACGACACGUGUGCACCAGCAGAAGCAGCUAAUUUUUUGUAGAGACCGGGGUCUCCCUAUGUUGCCCAAGCUGGUCUAGAACUUGUGGGCUCAAGCGACCCACCGGCCUUGGCCUCCCAAAGUGCUAUGAUUACAGGUCUUAUGUUCUUAAAGUUUUUCUUUGACAUGGUAUAGGAUAGUCUAGUAACUUAACAUACUGUUAAGUUUUCAACAGGCUAGCGCUUAUGAUUUGUAAAAGAACUCUUCAGAAAUGAGCUCAAUUUUACCACGAAUUGGGACACUUUCCAUUUCUUUCUAUUCUAUAGAGAAGUUUACUUGCCAUGAGCUCUGUCUUUUGAAAACUUGAAAGCCUGCAGCAAUAAAACCAGCUGCACCUGGUGCAUGGGAUGGGCAUGGAAUUGAGGAGAGAGUUCAAACUACGGUCAGCCCUCUGUAUCCUCGGGUUCAAGAUCCUUGGAUUUAACCAACUGUGCAUCAAAAAUAUUUGGAAAAAGUAAAACAAUAAAAAGCAAAAAGUUAUAAAUACUUUAUAACAGGUACUUACAAAGCACUUACGUUGUAUUAGGUAUUAUAGUAAUGUAGAGAUGAUUUAAAGUAUACGGAAGGAUGUGCAUAGGUUAUAUGCAAAUACUAUGCCAUAUUAUAUCAGGGACUUGAGCAUCAGUGAAUUUUGGUAUCUCUGGGGUCCUGGAACCAAUAUCCUGAAGUUACUAAGGGAUGACUGUCUUCAGUUUCUUCUUUGGUUAUUAGUUUAUUCUCUGAUGUAUUUUUGUUGUUGUUUUGUCUUUUUGUUUUUGCCUCUGCAAGUCAAUGUCGGAAACUUAGUUGUUCCAGGCUACCAUUAGCUCAGAGCUACCAGUAAGCAGACUACCACUGCAACCUAAGCAACCGAUUUUUUUCCCCAUCAGAUUGGCAAAAAUUAAGCAUCUGUUGAUGUUGAAGCUGUAGGGAGUUUUCCUGAGCAAGUAAUUAUGACAGCCCUUUUUGUUAGGCACCUAGACGAUUCAUCAAAAUGAAAUAAAAUACCCAUGCGCUUGAAGAAGUUAUCUGGUUAUUUCCUUAUCUGGGUGCUGGUUAUGUGAGGUGCACAGUUGAUGAAAACUUAUUAAGCUUUAUAUUUAUAAUAGGUACAAUUUUCUGUAUGUGUAGUAGACUUCAAUAGUUUUUAAAAUGUCUUUUGCCACACCCCGCAGCUGUGUAUAAUGCUAUUCGCUUAACAGUGAAAAACAUGGCAAUGACCUGAAUCCCCCUGGCUCCCAGGAUCCUACCCCCUUAAGUUAAACAAAUGAAAUAACUUCCACUGUCCUUCCUAAUGCCUUAAUUCGGUCCUCAGUUAAACUGAUGGUGGGCGCUGUUUUUUUUCCAGGGAACGAUUCUGGGAGACGGAGGAGGAGACGCCAGCAUUUCGCCCCCGGCCCCUCGAUUGGGCUGCGGUCCGCUCCCGGCCUCACUCGAGCAGGCCCCGCCCUCCCAGAGGCCGUUAGUCCAAGUCAAGUGAUCGUCGACUCAGUUGACCCCGUCGGACCGGAAAAAGAAAUCCCCGGGCCCUGGCUUCCUGGCGCGAUGAUGAGGCACCAGGGGUGAAGCGAGGCAUGGGCUGCUGGAGCGGGAAUGAGGGGGCGCCAGUGGCUCCGGAAACGGGUGGAGGUUGUCUGCCCUGGCCUCUCCGCAAACAGUGUGUGCGGGCGUGAGAAAAGUCCACCGCUACUCCGCUCCCGAGACAGGGGCGGGGGUGGGGGGCGGUAUGAGAAGAUCCUGAAGCUCACAGUUGACGCUAAGUUUGGGUCAGGCGAUGUGAAGGCCACAGUGGCAGUGCUGAGUUUCAUGCUCUCCGGUGCUGCCAAGCACAGUGUCGAUGGCGAAUCCUUGGCCAGUGAACUGUAGCAGCUGGGGCUGCCCAAAGAGCACGCGGCCAGCCUGUGCUGCUGUUAUGAGGAGAAGCAAAGCCCCUUGCAGAAGCACUUGCGGGUCUGCAGCCUAUGCAGUAAGUAUGAGGCCAGCCAGGGUCCAGGCUCAUUCUAGAAGGUGCACGCAGCACACAAAGUGCAUGGAGAGUCCAGGGAGAUGAGCUAACCAUGGUCACAUACCAAGCAGCCGCAGAGCUGGGACCUGGCCCUGGGUCUCCUGACUCCGCGGGCUCUGUGAUGUGUAUGUACAGGAUCAGACCUUGCCCUUUCCUCCUGGCUGACCCUUCCUUAGUCCCCUGUGCCCCAUGUGUGAGCACCCAGCUCACUCUCAUUCCUCCCUCUCCAAAGCGUGGUCCCUGGCAGCACAAGUGGCAGAAGGGACAGCAGAGACUGUGGACCCCUCAGCUGCACCUAAGACCUCUGUGUGGUCUAGCUGUGUGUGCUGGGGGAGGCUUUUGGCCACCAUUUCCCCCUCUGUAAAUGAGACCGAUAUCUGUGGCAUGGAGGACAGGAGGCUGGUGUGAGUGCCAAGCACUUGGAGCAGGGACGCAGUGAGCAUGGACGUGGGAGCAGGGGUGUUCCUCAACUUUAUGCACCUUGGGGAUGGGAGUGGGGCUCCCUGCGUGGGUGGACAAGUCAUUGUUUUCUCCCACCCCACAUGUGUCCCAGCCCUGCAAAUCCAAUCCUUAUGGGUCUAGGAGGGAAGAAGCCCAUGGCUGUGUGACCUCAGGCUGGUGCCUGGCCCUCUCUGGCUGAGUUCCUGGGAAAGUCAGCACCCAAGGCAUGCCCUCAAGUUUAGCACUUUGACAAGAAGGGCGGGGACACUGGGAUCAGGCCCAACCCUCUGGCCCCAAAUCCCACGGCCCCAGCUGGAGGAUGAGGAGAUGCUGAGCUUGGAUGGGGGAAUCAAGGGUGUAAAGGGGCCCGCUCACCCCUCAGCUUGGCUCAAAGGUUCAAGGCGUCAAAGGUUCAGCCUGCGACUCAGGAAGGAGAGCUGGCCCAGCCAGACACUCACCAGGACAAGGGCAACUGUGACGAGCAGGAGGCCCAGGAUGAGGAGAGCCACAGCAUAGCUGGAGAUAAAGGCAUCCAGCAGGCUGGAGGCUUUCGGGCUGGGAGUGCCUAGAGCAGAGCAAGAAGGCCAUGGCCUGGCGGGGCUUUGCCUCCCAGACUUCUAAGAAGACAGAAUCUGGGCCCAGAAGCUGCUGCGGGACCAGAGAGCUGGGACUAGGAGCACCUUGGAGGGCUCCAUGAGGAGGGGAGGCAGGCUUCAGAUCAGGGCAUGUGGAGGCAGCGAGCCCAAGGGAGGAGGCAGAGGGACAGAGGGAGGCGGGCCUGCAGAGGGAAGGAGGUGAUGACCGUGUCUACCAAGAGGCCCUCUGCCUCCCACAGGGUGUGCAGACCCUGGCGUGCACAGUCCCACACGACGGCCUGGGCUGGCGCCACCCUGAAGAAGGUGGCACCCACUCUGGCGGUCAGUGGGUCCGGCCUGCUGAGAGGAUUAUCACAGACUUCAGGGGGCUGUGCAGCCUUGCGGGACUAGGGGAGGUCAUCUCUUCCAGCCUCCUGUCCUCAACCCCACAAUGCUGGUCUGAGCCCUGGGUCACCCAGGGCCACCCUGGACCCACCGGAAUUCCUCCACCACCACUUGGUCAAAGUUCUGCAGAGAUCUGAGGACGAGGGUCAGCUGGGGGUCAGAAGAGGAUGAAGAGGGUCACAGCUCUACCAAACGAAGCUUCAUUCCUGGUGGUGCCUGGCCCACCCCUCUGCUGCCAAUCUCAGGCUGGCCCAGCCCUGCAGAGUAGGUGCCCAGAGGCAUCGUAGCGGUUCCUGUCAUGCUGGUCUCCCCCCGGGGCCCCCUCUGGAGCCUGGUACCACAGAUCUCAGGGUAGGUGGUACAGCUCAGUCUCCCUUCCCUCUCAUCCCCCUCAUAGGGGCUUAGUCCACCAAGGCCCCUGACUGCUAGGGGACCCACACGCAUGGCCUCCUUCUUUCUGACUGCUGGCCCUUCCCCAGCCUGGAUACUUGAGCCCUGGGCAGAGGGGUAACGAUCCCAGGACUGUCUUCGCAAGCAGAGAGGCUACUUGGCACCAGGCCCUUACUCCUUGAGCUGAGCUCAGCAGCAGGUGUGUCACCAAGGUCCCCUGGGCAGAAGGAGCUCAGCCCUGAGGGCCCAUCACUCACAACUCCUGCAUGUUCCUGCUAGGCAUCCACCCUGGGGACCCAGCUUCCCCCUGCCCCCAGCUGCUGGCAGCCCCGUCUUGAUUCAUCCAGGGUCCUGGAGGCCAUGCCAGGAAGCAGCCAGCACCUGGGAGGAGCACGUGGUGUUUCUGCAUCUUUUUUUAUGGAGCUCCCGUGGGUGGGAGGGGCUACAGACUCAAGGGAGACUGCAGGCCACCCCUUCCCCACUCCCUGGCUGGGUGGGCUUCCAGCUCAGGAGUCUGACUGGAAGGAUGGGACCGUGCUGUCCCAGAGGCAGGUCUGAGUAGUCCAGGCCCAGUUUUACCCUCCAGCAGGGCCCCUUUCAUUCAUUUGUCCAGCUGGCUUUGCCCAAAACCCAGGUGAUGUCUAUGUGGACUGUGUCCCCUGUCCCCAAGGGGAGUCUGGCUCCAGUCCUGGCCUGGAACUCGGAGACCUUAGAAUUAGAGGCCACAUCUGGCAGGGUGGACCAGCAUGGUCUGCCCAUGGCCAGGGCAGGUACCAUGUUGGCAGCCCCAGACCUGACACCACGGCUCCCAUGUCCCCUCUCCACUUCCGUCCUGCACAUCAUCUACGCUACGUGCUGUCUCUGAUGAAUCCAAGCUGUCAGCUUCUGUCAGCUUGGCCGGGAAGUCACGCUGACCGUAAGGGGAAUGGUGCAGCCUGAGUUGGGGGCUGAGUGGGAAUGGGCCUGGUGUGGGGUGGGGGAGGUGGGGGCGAGGCGGGUGUCUGGCGCCUCUCUGCUCAUCUUCCCUUCUCCUUUGCCCACAAAGGAGGCGUCUUCUCCAUGUCCCUCUGCCACCCUGGGAACAUAAAAUUCUGCCCCAGGCCUGUCUUCCUUUGGACAUAGCCCACCUACCUUCCUGUGGGACUCAGGGCUUUGUUUUGUCCUGUGGCCCACAUGAGAAGCAAUUAUCCCUGCCCUGCUCAGCUGAGAGAGGACAAACUGAGGCAGAGCAGGGGAACAACUCUGUCAUAGUCUGACUGUUAACGGCAGAGUCAAGAUCAGCCCUUCCCUGAGUGUCACGUCCAGUGGACACUGUAUUAGUCCACUUUGCAUUGCUCUAGAGGAAUACCUGAGACUGGGUUAUUUAUUUAUUUAUUUUUGAGAUGAAGUCUAGCUCUGUCACCCAGGCUGGAGUACAGUGGCACCAUCUCAGGACACUGCAACCUCUGCCUCCUGGGUUCAGGCUACUGUCCUGCCUCAGCCUCCUGAGUAGCUGGAAUUAUAGCCAUGCACCACCAUGCCUGGCUAAUUUGUAUCUUUAGUAGAGACAGGGUUUUGAGAUGGAGCUUCGCUCUUGUGGCCCAGGCUAGAGUGCAAUGGUGUGAUCAGCUCACUGCAAUCUCUGCCUCCCAGUUCAAGCAAUUUUCAUGCCUCAGCCUCCCAAGUAGCUUGGAUUACAGGCAUGCACCACCAUGCCUGCCUAAAUUUUGUAUUUUUAGAAGACAGAGUUUCACCAAGUUGGCCAGGCUGGUCUUGAACUCCUGACCUCAAGUGAUUCACCCACCUCGGCCUCCCAAAAUGUUGGAAUUACAGGCAUGAGCCACCGCUCCUGGCCCUGAGACUGGGUAAUUUAUACAAGAGGUUUAUUUGCCUCACAGUUCUGCAGGCUGUACAAGCAUCUGCUAGGCUUCUGGUGAAGCCCCAGGAAGCUUUUACCUCUGGUGGGAGGCAAAGAGGGAGCAGACGUGUCGCAUGGUGAGAGAAGAAGCAAGACAGAGGAGACAUCAAGCUCUCCUGUGAACUAAUAGAAAACUCACUCAUUGAAUCACUCGAACCUUGGAGGUGGAGGUUGCAGUGAGCCAAGAUCAUGCCACUGCACUCCAGCCUGGGCUAUGAGACUCUGCCUC
This is a messenger RNA of Pan troglodytes (chimpanzee), 6212 nucleotides long. RefSeq names its product COMM domain-containing protein 4-like. The record is from RefSeq and is a predicted model, not a curated record. The coding region runs from base 1864 to 2136 and encodes 90 amino acids. Lineage: Eukaryota; Metazoa; Chordata; Mammalia; Primates; Hominidae. The transcript is spliced from 4 exons.